This is a messenger RNA of Caenorhabditis auriculariae, 3539 nucleotides long. The record is from the annotation of a GenBank genome assembly. Lineage: Eukaryota; Metazoa; Nematoda; Chromadorea; Rhabditida; Rhabditidae.
AUGGCUGGUUCUGGUGGUAAUUUUACAAGCUGCUGGUUUUUUUCAAAUUCCGCCCAUAUUCAAGGUCUGUUUCAAAAAAAUACGUUUUUGCUUUUUCAAAUAGGUUUUUUUGUUGGAUAAGAGAGGGCUCUUGGUGUCCAGUUAAAAUCCCAAAAAAUUAGUCAAAAUAUGAGUUUCUUUUUUGGAUCGUCGUAAAUUGGCCAAAAAAAAAAAAUGAAAGAUGCAAAAUAUUUUUUUGUGAUUCAAAACAUCUUUAAGCGGAAGAUCUCUGGAUUGAAAAAAUUGGAAUAGAAUUUCAGGAAAAUGGAAUCCAAGGGAAGAGAGAGCACUGAUCGUAACAAAGUUUGGAUUUCAACAAACCAAAAUUGGAGACGAAAAAAAUACUCGCGGUUUCCUGUACGGACAUGUCACGACUCAAGCCCCAUACAAUUAUUCAAGUAUUCUGAUUUUUUUUCUUCUUUUUGAAAACAUCUUUUUAAGGUCCUGUUCUUCUGGUUCUGGCGUCUAAAAAAAGCAUUGCAUAUUUCCGAUCAGAUUCAGAAUAUGGAAUGUCUUGCGGCUCUAUGUUGAAAGUUCUCAAUCCUUUUUUUGGAUUCAAUGAAACUUUUUUCAGAACAUUUCCAAGGAAGGAUUUGAGUCGAAAUGUUUUUCGAACGGAACAAGUGAUGUCUUCCGUUGGGUCCCAUGUCCUCAAGGUCAUUUGUGCAAGGUGAUUUUUCUUUGGAAUAUUCAAACUUUCGCAGUUUUCAGGACGAAGACAACGCUUCAAACGUGAUUCCUGGCUAUCAGAUGACGUUACAAGUUCAGGAAUCGUAUAGCCCUGAGUAUUGGUGAGUUUUAGUGCUUUCGGAUGAUAAAAUUGAAAAUGUGCGGAAAGACUCAUUACCUGGUUUUUUUUCAUUUUGUGAGUUUGUGAAAAUUCACGAAUAAAUCCUUUUACGAUUUUUUUUCCUUUUCAUUUUUUUUUCUGGAACUUAGCGCAAAAGCUAAGGAGAUUUUUUUGUGUCACCGCAAAUUUUUUAGGUAUGUUAUUUUGCUGGCCUGUAAAUUAAACGAGAACUGCGCUUGGGAAAGCUCCAACCCUGAUUUAACGAUCGAGUACGACUUGUGGCUCACAAACGGACGUCCUAACUCCAAAGAAGCCAGUUUCUUCACUUUCAACUUCUCUUUCGAUGAACAGGUUAGAUUUAUUCAUAUUUCAGUAUUAGAUGAAGUUUUAUUUUCGACCCAUCUUUAUUUCAAAGUUUCUUAUAAUUUGGUUUCCGCCUCAGUCUUCAAUUUCAAUAAUAUUUCUUUUGAUGCUUCGCAAUCAGUGUUAAUCAAUGUACGCACAACUUUCAGUCAGAUGUGUUCCAAUUGAAAAAAGUCACUAAAACGCGAUUAAAUAGUCAACCUCUGAUCGGAUUUCAUUUCAGAACACUGUCCAAAUACUUCUCAUAACCGUGAUCAUGUACGCUUUCCUGGCUAUGCUCCUAUCCAGGGUGAGAGCUAAAACUAGACAUCACGCUUUGCCUCCACGCACAAGGUGAGUUUUCCCACGAAAUAACAUUCCAAAAAGAAAAAAAUUAGAUUACUUUCUUAUAUUGUAACUGCAAAAAUGGUUGGAUCGGCUUUGCAAUGCAUCAAUGUUCUCGUUUACGCAUACGACGGACAAGGCGUCUUUCUUGCCCGAGUGGCUGGAGAAAUUAUACGGUGAGUAAUUUUAUAAGUUCAAGAAAAAUAGUAUAGUUUUUGCGUAAAGUAUAGGUCAAUUAUGCGGUUUUGAUUCCAACCAGCGGUGAAUGGAGUUCAUAAAAUUCUGUCAGUAAAAAAAAAGAGGCAAAGAUCUUCUGCUUUCAGUUAUUUCAACAGUAUUAAAAAAAAUUGGGAAAAUUAGUAAUAUUUUUGAACUGUGUCAAAGGCAACUUUAAAACUUUGCUGAGAGGUUUUUCUUACCUCUUCCGAAUCACGUGAAAUACAGUAUAAUCGUUGCAAUGGCGCAAAGUUCAGGUUUUCAAAAAGUCAAGUUUUGAGCUAAGAAAAAGUUAUUGAAUUUGAGCAGAAUUAGGAAAAAUACCAGCCGAUUAGCAUUGAAAACAAAUGAUUGAUUGAUAAUUUUCUGAAAUCUCAGAGUUGGAUGCGUUGAAAUGAUGUGCCUGUUGCUCUUGAUGCUGGCUCGAGGCUGGGACAUCACUCAAUCUACGGAAGCUCUCAAUACUAACUGUCUAGCUCUUUGGGGAUUUUUGGCCUUACUCGAUCUCUUCUUUUUCUGCUGUAAUUUUGUGAGUUUUUCCGUGUCACUUAGUAUCCAGCCACCCAUUGAUGAAAUGAGUUUAAUUAAUAAUUAUGUUCAAUUAACUAGGAGGUCUCAACAGAGAACAGAACAACAUUUAAUUGGGUGUAUGAUGGGGAAGACGAUAACUGUUGAGUACAAAAAAAAAUAGAUCCAUUAUUCAUCCGACCGCAAGGAACAGAGUUUUGAUGUAUAAAAGUUUACUAGUUUUUUCAAAUCGCUAAUCCUUUUUUGUCAGAUUUUCGUGUAUGAUACGCUGCACGAUGUCGACGUUUUCUCAGCUUGGCCCGGCCAUGGAAUGAUCGCCAUUCGAAUUUUCUACGCCAUGUGGUUUUUAAUCGAAAUUAGACGUUUGAUAGACAGGUUUUCAUGUUUUCGUUUUAGAGGAAAAUUAAAUCAUGAUUCUCAAUUCCAACCACAGAUUUUUAUAUUAUAAAUAUGUAAAAAAACUUACCUUGAAAAAAUUAUCUUUGGUUUCAACUAAUUUAACUAUUUUUUUAACGAAUUUUUUUCCAAAGGCGACUUUGAAUUUUUUUCUAUCAGUUUAUAUGAAUAAAAAAAAACAUUUUGUGGACGUCUACCAACUUACCUUUGAGUGGAGUUAAGGUUUUUUUAUUUUUCCAUAAAAGCUUUUAAUCCUCUUAGUGUUUUGUACCCGGGUAGAGCUACAGAAUACAGAAAAAUAUCUCGAGUCUUACUUGAUUUUUCCGUUUCACUUAUCAGCUGAUAUUACCAAUUGACCUUUGAUCAUUGACCAAAGAACAGAAAAAAAGUUAUGAGGUGAUGAGUAACUCGAAAAAUGUUUACAGAGAGCAGAACGAAGAAAAGGCAGUUUUUCUCGCCAAUUUCGGAGCAGGAUUUCUUGUUUGGUUCAUUUCUCUGCCAAUGAUUGGAAUUGUCGUUUCCCUUGUGUCGCAACAGUGGAGAUUCUCCCUCAUUUUGGGUAAUCACAUUUCUCAGCAUAGUCUCCAGGAAAACUCGAGUUUUACAGCUCUCACCUCGCUUGCCAACUUCUCAGCCCUCGCUUGCCUCGUUCAUCAAUUCUGGCCAACCUCUUCUUAUCGAAAAUUUUAUGCUGAUUACAUGAGGUUAGAUAAGAACCUACAUUGUUCUCAAGAAGGAAAAAAUGAAACUCUUCAGUGCACACCGACGAUUGAGUCGCACGGAAUCUCAUGAGAUGACCGAGUACGAGUUGAUGCUCUUCUAUGAAGAAUCGGAAUCUGAGAACGAUUAUCCGGAUGCAGAUUCUCAUUUGAACGUCAUUUAG